AAUGUUUACCGAGUAACCAUAUUAUGAGGCUAAGGUGUUCCUUAAAUCAUACAAUGAUGCUAUCUCUUGUUUAAGGUAUCUCUAAAUUAAUGUAAUUUAAUUAGGGAAGCUGCAGAAUACAGAGCCCAUAUUGAAUUCUAGGAACAUGCUCUUUAAUCCCUUGCCACUGCUCGUACAAGAUAAGAAGUAAUAAGAAUACAUAAAAUAGCUUGAUGUGAGAGAUGGUCAAGUUGUGCCUGGACUUAAUUUUGCUUAAUCUAAAUAGACAAAGCUCUUCCAAUUCUCUAAGUAUUAAAUAAUCCAAUAAUUAUAGUCAUGUGUUUUCCAAAUACUUAAAGGGAUUUGAAGAAUACGCAGGCAAUUUUAAGGGCUUCCAAUAGAUUCUGAACGAAGGUCUUAAGAAGAUGAAGUCAGAUGUCAAAUGAG
Messenger RNA from Paramecium pentaurelia, 426 nucleotides. Lineage: Eukaryota; Ciliophora; Oligohymenophorea; Peniculida; Parameciidae. The record is from the annotation of a GenBank genome assembly.